AGAUAACUACAACUUCACAAAUCUGUCACUCACCUGCUCAUAACCAUCUUUACACACACUCAUCACAAAACACACACAAACACUUUCAUGUUAUAAUAUCUUAAUUUGUUAAAUCAAAUUCUUAUCAAGAUUUAUUUUCUUGAAAUUUCCCUUGAGCUGGGUCAUUUGUUAAGCAAAUUUAUUGACAGUUUUGGUUAAAAAAUGGGUACAUAUCUGAGUACUCCUAAAACAGAAAAGUUCUCUGAAGAUGGUGAGAAUGGAAGGGUUAGAUACGGUUUAUCAUCUAUGCAAGGGUGGCGUUCAACAAUGGAAGACGCGCAUGCUGCGGUUCCUGAUCUGGACACGGAAACCUCUUUCUUUGGUGUAUAUGAUGGCCAUGGAGGUAAAGUUGUUGCUAAGUUUUGUGCCAAGUUUCUUCAUCAACAAGUGUUAAAGCAUGAAGCUUAUUCUACUGGGGAUAUUGAGACUUCCGUUCAAAAGGCAUUUCUCAGAAUGGAUGAGAUGAUGCGUGGGCAGAGAGGGUGGAGGGAAUUAUCUGUUUUGGGAGAUAAAAUGAACAAGUUCUCUGGGGUUAUUGAGAGUCUCAUUUGGUCUCCAAAAGGAGGAGAAGCAAGUCAUCAGCCAGAUGAUUGGGCUUUUGAGGAGGGCCCACAUUCCGAUUUCACAGGGCCGACAUCUGGAUGUACAUCAUGUGUUGCAAUCAUGAGGAGCAAUCAACUGAUUGUUGCAAAUGCUGGCGACUCUCGUUGUGUAAUAUCCAGGAAGGGGGAGGCAUACAAUCUUUCUCGAGAUCACAAGCCAGGGCUUGAUAUUGAGAGGGAGAGGAUACUAAAAGCAGGUGGAUUCAUUCAUGCAGGCCGAGUUAACGGGAGUCUCAAUCUUACCAGAGCUAUAGGUGACAUGGAAUUUAAGCAGAACAAGUUUUUGACUCCUGAAAAGCAGAUAGUUACGGCCAAUCCUGAUGUUAACAUCGUCGAGCUAUGUGAUGAUGAUGAUUUUAUGGUGCUGGCAUGUGACGGUAUCUGGGAUUGCAUGUCAAGCCAACAAUUAGUUGAUUUCAUUCAUGAACAAUUGAAAUCGGAAAGUAAACUUUCAACAAUAUGUGAGAGAGUCUUCGAUAAAUGUUUAGCACCAUCAACUUCUACAGGAGAAGGAUGUGACAACAUGACCAUGAUCUUGGUGCAAUUCAAAAAGCCAAUUCAGCCGUGCACUACUACAGAAAAUGAAGAUGUAGAAGAGGUAGACAGUAAACUAAAAACCGUUGCAAUUGAAUCAAGCUAAGUCUAAGUUCGAAGGACAAGUCAUACUUGGUACAUAUUGUUGGUACAAGUCAAACUGCGAAAAAUAGUAGUCUUAUAGUUUCUUUUUUUUUUUUUUUUUUUUUUUUUUAUUACAAUUCUCUCUUCAGUUUGAUUGUAAAGAAAAUUUCAUUUCAUUUUAUAUGCUGUUAGUAAGGAUGAUUUACUUGAGAAGUUAAUAGCACCUGUUAGCUUGAGUAGGCAGGUAUUUUGA
Molecule: messenger RNA, 1512 nt
Organism: Erigeron canadensis
Lineage: Eukaryota; Viridiplantae; Streptophyta; Magnoliopsida; Asterales; Asteraceae
Product: probable protein phosphatase 2C 21
Exons: 11
Coding region: 202-1281 (359 amino acids)
Biological process (GO): protein dephosphorylation
Molecular function (GO): cation binding; protein serine/threonine phosphatase activity
Source: RefSeq, a predicted model, not a curated record